UACUUCUGCCUGAGCCACAAGUGCUGCUUGGAAAGGGCUCAGGUUGUUUCCAGGGGGAGAACUCUGCAGAGAAGAGACAAGUUCAAGAAGACACAAAGGAGCAGCAGGAACAGCCAGGAAAACCAAGAGCCCUCACUCUUCACCCAGAACGCCCCCAGCAGAGUUCUCGAAUCCUAAAGUAUUCUGCAAAGUGCCACUAGACCAGGACUCUUGGCCUGCCUUUUCCUCUCUGGAAACACCAUGACUGAGAUCACUGCUGAAGGAAAUGCAUCCACCACGACCACGGUUAUCGACAGCAAGAACGGAUCUGUGCCCAAGUCCCCUGGGAAAGUGCUGAAGCGGACAGUCACAGAAGACAUAGUGACCACUUUCAGCUCCCCCGCGGCCUGGCUUCUCGUCAUUGCUCUGAUAGUCACUUGGUCGGCUGUUGCCGUUGUGAUGUUUGAUUUGGUGGAUUACAAAAACUUUUCAGCAAGCUCUAUUUCCAAGAUUGGCUCAGAUCCUGUAAAAUUCGUACAUCAUGCAGUGGAGGAAACUACGGACUGGGUCUAUGGCUUCUUUUCUUUGUUGUCUGACAUCAUCUCGUCUGAGGGUGAUGAAGAAGAAGAAGAAGAUGGGGACGAGGACACUGAUACAGGAGAAAUAGAAGAGCCUCCCUUGAAAAAAAAAGAAAUACGCAAAGAAAAAACUGAAAAAGAGGAGAAACCUGAAAGGAAACUUCAAACUAAAGUUACACACAGAGAAAAAGACAAAGUAAAAGAAAAGGAAAAACCUGAAAAGAAAGCAACUCACAAGGAAAAAGUUGAGAAAAAAGAAAAACAAGAAACAAAGACAAUGGCAAAAGAAGAGAAGAAAACUAAGACUAAAGAAAAGACUGAAGUAAAGACUAAAAAGGAACCAAAAGGUGGGAAGCAGGAGAAAGUGAAGCAAUCAGCUGCAAAAGGAAAAGAAGUACAGAAAACAUCACCUAAACCCAAAGGGAAGGAUGAGAAAGAGACCGUGGCGGUGUCCAAGCAUGAACAGAAAGGUAAACAUUCAGACAAGGCGGCUGGAGGUUGUAAGAGAAUAUUGGGCAAGAAGCAGAUAGAGUGAAAUUAAAAUCUGAAAAAGACAGAUCAGACAUCAAAUGGGGAAAAAGAUUUGUAUAAGUAAAUACACUUGGAAAGAAAUAUAAUAAAUUGGAAAUUAAAAUUUAUUUAUAGACAUACCCAAAUGUGUCUACAUAUCUAAAGAUGCACUUUGAAGUAUUUUGAAAAGAGGAUUUGAGUUAGUAUCUGAAGUUAUUUAAAGGUUGGUGAUAAAUGUUGAAUUCUCAAGAUAAGGGAGUUCUAUUAAGAUGUGGAACAAACAUUGUAUGUGUUCUACUCUUUGGAGAAAAAUAGUCCAAGAAAAAUAAUAAUUCUUAAGGAGUAAUUUAAGGGGUGUAUGUUCAAAUAUAUAGAAAAACUAUUCAUACAUUUCUGUUGCCUCUGUAAGAGCAUAUAAUUUAGAAUAUACAUUAAGUUAUUAAAUUCACCUAAUUUGAUAGGCAAAAAGGUUUAGAAGAACCCUCAAAUUUCUUUGCCAGCUUCUAUGACUAAGUGUAUGACUUUGGAAAGCUCUAUAUCUGACAUACUGUGUGGUUCUUCAGCUAGAUUGAUGUUAAACUUACAUCCCUACUGAAAUAGUAAAGAGCAUUUAAAUGGAAGUGAAAUAUGCACCUGAAAUUCUCUAUGGAAAGGUGCUAUGUAAACAUAAAAUGGUGGAGUUUUAAGAGGGCAGCUGAGGACCUAUUGCCUCACAUUUCUGUCCCUUGUUGAAUCAGUCCUUCCCUAAGUCCAUUCCUGGCUCCAACUGCUACACAACCGGAGACUCCCCAUACAGAAUGUAGGAUCUGCUCUGUAGGGACUAUUCCUGCACAGGUUUCUCAGGAGUAUUGCAAAAUAACAUUUCUCUGUACUCCAGUAGUUUUGAAUAAUUUUAUUCGAGGACUAAAAUUAAGAAGUGGUUUCUGGGAUACUUUCAUUAAAAUAUUUUACAACUUUCUUACUAAGGUAUUUGAACGGUGAAAUUGAAAAUAUUUUUUCCCAUUAUAAGGUGUAAGAUAUAAAAUUUGCAUUCCACACUUUUUUUUAGAUUCCACAUGUAAGUGAGAUACAUGAUAUUUGUUUUUGCAACCUAUUCUUGCAUUUACUUUUAAACCAUGUUUCCCCUGAAUUUAUAAGCAAUAUUUAUAAACUUUGAUUUAUAUUUAAAAAUUUUAAGGGAAGAGAAGGAAAAGAAUAAAAGGUAAAAGGUAAAAGCUAAA
Messenger RNA from Myotis myotis, 2287 nucleotides. RefSeq names its product triadin-like. Lineage: Eukaryota; Metazoa; Chordata; Mammalia; Chiroptera; Vespertilionidae. Gene Ontology annotation, molecular function: signaling receptor binding. The transcript has 8 exons. Bases 241 to 1092 code for a protein of 283 amino acids. Gene Ontology annotation, cellular component: membrane; sarcoplasmic reticulum. The record is from RefSeq and is a predicted model, not a curated record.